Erigeron canadensis is the source of this 1347-nucleotide messenger RNA. RefSeq names its product probable serine/threonine-protein kinase PBL11. Gene Ontology annotation, biological process: protein phosphorylation. The transcript has 6 exons. The record is from RefSeq and is a predicted model, not a curated record. Gene Ontology annotation, molecular function: ATP binding; protein kinase activity. Lineage: Eukaryota; Viridiplantae; Streptophyta; Magnoliopsida; Asterales; Asteraceae. The coding region runs from base 1 to 1347 and encodes 448 amino acids.
AUGGCGGAUAACCAAACGGUGUCUUCAUUGUCACAGCCAACACCGCCACCUUCUAGUGAAAACCUUCAACAUUCGAUCCUGAAUAGCAAGUACUUAUGGGUAACUCUUGUUGUUUGUAGCAUCAUCGUAUUUGUUGCCCUCGUGUUAUGUUUAUGUAAUAAAAAGAAGGUUUUAGCAGGAUUCAAGCGAUACAUUGAGAAUAAGAAUGAUAAGAUGGAUGCUAAUGAACUAAUGCUAAGGAAAUUUCAAGUGGAAGAGCUUGAAAUAGCUACAAACAAUUUUGCCAAAGAGUAUCUGAUUGGAUCUGGUGCAUUUGGAAACGUCUAUAAAGGAACGUUUGAAGGAAACAUAACCCUAGCCAUAAAGAGGGCGCGUGAUGAUUCCUAUACAAGCAAACAUGAAUUCCGAAAUGGAACUAAGGGAGUACAAAUAUUGGUUUAUGAAUACGUCCCAAAUGGCUCGCUGCUUGAACAUAUAGCAGGCAGGGAAAGAGUACCCUUAACAUGGAGGCAAAGAGUAAACAUAGCCAUCCAAGCUGCUAAAGGCAUAGCUCAUUUGCACGAAGGGAUUAAACCGAGCAUUAUCCACAGAGACAUAAAACCGAGCAAUAUUCUCAUUGGAGAGGGGUUUGAGGCUAAAGUAUCAGAUUUCGGGCUAGUAAGAUCUGGACCAGUUGGAGACAACUCAUAUGUUAGUAGCCAGAUUAAAGGCACGCCGGGUUACCUUGACCCGGCAUACUGUACUAGCUUCCACUUGAGCCCAUUUAGUGAUGUUUAUAGCUUUGGAGUUAUUCUCUUACAACUCAUUGCGGCUCGGCCUGCUGUUGACUCAAAUCGGAGUCGCUCUGGCUAUCACAUUAUAGAAUGGGCAAGGCCUCAUCUUGAGAGAGGCAAUGUUGAAGAAAUAUUGGAUACAAAUCUUUUAAUGGAACCAUGCAACAUGGAUAUCAUGCUUAAAAUGGGUCUAUUGGGCCUAAGAUGUGUGGUAAAAGAGCCCAAAGAAAGGCCAACCAUGACUCAAGUAUACAAAGAGUUAGAGGCAGCUCUCUGGUCAGCCAAUAGCUUCGUCCGACGCCAACUGCAGCCACGGCCUCUAGCAGCACGUACCACCGAUAGGUCAUCUGAAAUCCGUGAUCAUCUUGCAUCCGAUCAUGAUAGUUCGGUAAGCCUAGAUGGAGUUAGGCUUCAAAGAUUUCAUGUAGACAUGGAAAGUGUAUCAUUUCAAAGCACAAGCUUGAGAUGUUUAGAAGCUGAUACUUUGGUUUUUCAUGUUGAUGAUGAGGGAAAAGUCGUUGACGAAGAGAUGAGCCUUUGUAUGUACGAUGACUUAAGUAUCCCUCGCGAUUGA